AUGUCCUACCCGGCGACGCUCCGCGAGUGGCUGGCAAAGAUCAUCAGCUUCGACACGACGAGUCGCAACUCGAACUUGCCGAUGGUGGAGUACGUGCGCGACUACCUGAAGUCCGUCGGCGUUGCGUCGACGUUCGUGUACAACCCGGAGAAGACGCACGCCAACCUGUGGGCGACGCUGCCCGGCGAGAACGGCGUGAUGCAGGGCGGCAUCGUGCUUUCAGGUCACACGGACGUUGUGCCGGUGGAUGGGCAGAAAUGGGACAGCGACCCGUUCACGAUGGUGGAGAAGGACGGCAAGCUGUUUGGCCGCGGAGCCUGCGACAUGAAAGGCUUCCUGGCCGUUGUGCUUGCGCUGACGCCGCAGUUCCUGACGAUGAAUCGGGCGAAGCCCGUGCACUACGCUUUCUCAUUCGACGAGGAGGUGGGCUGCACCGGCGUGCCGUACUUGAUCGAAUAUCUGAAGGAGCGCGGGUUCCAGGCGGAUGCCUGCCUGAUCGGUGAACCAACGGACAUGAACGUUUACGUCGGUUCUAAGGGGUUGACUCAGUGGAGCGUAUCUGUGCAGGGAAAGGCGAUUCACUCGUCUAUGGCGCUCAUGAACACAAGCUGCAACGCGAUCGAGUACGCUGCGCAGAUCAUCACAAAGGUGCGCGAGAUCGCGGUGGACUUGCGCAAGAACGGCCGCCAGGACCCUGAAUACGCAUGCCCGUUCCCCUGCAUGACGACUGGGUUGAUCAAGGGCGGCAAUGCUGUGAACACGGUCCCUGCGCAGUGCGAGUUUGUGAUCACUGUGCGCAUCACAGACAACGACACAUCGGACGCCAUCGAGCGGCAUGUGCGUGCGUAUGUGAACGAUCACGUGCUGCCUGCGAUGCGUGAGGAGUACCCCGAUGCUGAGGUAAAGGUGAUGCGUGCGUUGAACAUGCCUGCCUUUAACGGCAAAGAGGCUGCUUCUGUGACGCAGAAGGCCUUGAUGCUCCGAAAGGCUACAAAGACGUACAAGACGGGUGGUGGCACGGAGGGCGGCUACUUUGAGGAUGUCCUGGGUGUUUCAACGGUGAUUGUGGGUCCGGGUCCUCACGCGAUGGCGCAUCUGCCGAACGAGUACGUGCUCGUGGACCAGAUGGAAAAAAGCACAGAGUUCACGAUGGCCCUGGUGCGUCUGUACACGGACCCGAGCUACUGCGGUGCCGGCAACCUGUAA
Messenger RNA from Leishmania mexicana MHOM/GT/2001/U1103, 1206 nucleotides. RefSeq names its product metallo-peptidase, Clan MH, Family M18. The record is from RefSeq and is a predicted model, not a curated record. The transcript has a single exon. Gene Ontology annotation, biological process: L-arginine biosynthetic process. The coding region runs from base 1 to 1206 and encodes 401 amino acids. Gene Ontology annotation, molecular function: acetylornithine deacetylase activity. NCBI's taxonomy places the organism in Eukaryota, Euglenozoa, Kinetoplastea, Trypanosomatida, Trypanosomatidae.